Messenger RNA from Arabidopsis arenosa, 900 nucleotides. NCBI's taxonomy places the organism in Eukaryota, Viridiplantae, Streptophyta, Magnoliopsida, Brassicales, Brassicaceae. The record is from the annotation of a GenBank genome assembly.
AUUCCAUUUCUCUCCAAGAUUUUAACUUUCUUUUUGAUUCAUCGAUCAUUUGAUUUCUUCGAAAAUUCUCUUCCGAUUGUUCCAGAACAGAAGCGUGUGAUUGAAUCUGAGUCCGUUGCUUCGAUCGUUGAACACAAACGCACAAAUCUCUCAGGUAUAAACCCUAUUCUUAGCGAUCUAGAAGAAUCAGUGUGAUGACGAUCUUCGUAUCAUCAGGCGAAUUACAACUAUUUGUGAUGAUUUGUCUCUGUUUGUUUCAACUAUCAUCAUGUUCCACAGCCGAUCAUUUGAUUUCUUCGAAAAUUCUCUUCCGAUUAUUCCAGAACAGAAGCGUGUGAUUGAAUCUGGGUCCGUUUCUUCGAUCGCUGAACACAAACGCACAAAUCUCUCAGUGCUUGAAGGUGGUGUUCGAGUAUGGCCUCUAAUUGCGGAUAUGGACAAGUUUCUGGAAAAUAAAGGCCUCUGCGACUGUCCAGGUCAAUGCAGUAGAAAAGAUCUUGUUCUGGUUCCCCAGGGUGCUACGAAAUUUGGUGACCAGGGGAAUCAGCAUAAUAUGCACAGAAAAAAGGUUGUGGAUGACAUUAACGGAAUCCUGAUCUUGAGCCUCGGUGAUAAGAUGGCCAAAAUCUCGUGAAUAUGGGAGAGCCAAGCAUUCUUUUCGUACAUCCUCUUAAGGAGUAUAACUUAGUGUGAGCCUGCUGAUGUAUCUAUUAAAGAGUUGGUAAGAAACUUGAAGAAGGUAAGCUUUUGUUUGGUAAAGUAGUUUCUUAGAAUGUUGGCCAAAGAUUAUAACGACUGUGUUUUCUAUUGUUUAAUAUCCGUAUAACAUUAUUCGCUAAGUUAUUUUAGGACUAACAACACUUCAAGACGUCAGUGAAAAAUUAAAAGUCUUGUGAAUAU